This is a messenger RNA of Coturnix japonica (Japanese quail), 5393 nucleotides long. NCBI's taxonomy places the organism in Eukaryota, Metazoa, Chordata, Aves, Galliformes, Phasianidae. The record is from RefSeq and is a predicted model, not a curated record.
CGGAAGCGCUGUGUGCGCCGUGCCGUGCAGCGCGGCUCCACGCCGCCGAGCCUCCCGCCCUCCCCGCACUCGGGCUCGCCGGGAGCCGCCACCUCCGGGCUCGCACCGCCGGGAGCUGGAGCCGGAGCGGGCUGUUUGUGAAGAGCAGCCGCGGCUGGAUGACGCCGUUCCGCUCCGCUCGGCGCCCCGGAAGAGCUGAGUUGGGCUCCGCCUCCUGAUCCGGAAGCGCCUGGCCGCUCCUCUUUCCGAGACGGCCCUGGAAGGAGGAGCGAUGCAAGAGGAGGGAGAGUGAGAGGGGAGGGUACAUUGACAUCUGUCUGAUACUAGACUGGUGAAUAGGAAGAAGGUCCCAUCUCUGGCCCGUUUGUGGAAGCUGGGAUGAUGAAGGCACUGCAGUGGGAACGUGCUGUGGUACAGGGUUGAAGCUCCAGCCCAUGUGGGAUAGUUAUAGAGCAAUUGGAAGGGUUGCGUGCAGAGUUCUGGUAAAGAUGGAAGAAUCUCAUUUCAACUCCUCUCCGUACUUCUGGCCAGCAGUGCCGACCGUCUCGGGACAGAUUGACAACACCAUGUUUAUCAACAAGAUGAAGGAGCAGCUUUUGCCCACGGAGAAGGGCUGCAGCCUUGCUCCCCCCCACUACCCUGCCUUGCUGACAGUGCCCACCUCAGUGGCUCUACCCACUGGCAUUGCAAUGGACUCUGACACCAAACCGGAGCAGCUGACACCACACAGCCAAGCCCCUGUGACUCAGAACAUCACUGUGGUGCCAGUGCAGUCUGCUGGGCUCAUGACGGCAGGUCCUGGUCUCGUGAUAACUUCUCCGUCGGGCUCCCUGGUGACCACAGCCUCCUCUGCACAAACCUUUCCCAUCUCAGCUCCCAUGAUCGUCUCCGCAUUACCCCCUGGCUCCCAGGCAGCCCUCCAGGUGGUGCCUGAUCUGACCAAGAAGGGGACAACCACCCUCUCUGAAGGUGGGGGGGGGGGCGGGGGUGGGGGAGUUGCCCCCAAACCGCCUCGGGGCCGGAAGAAGAAACGAUUGCAGGAAUCGGGGCUGCCAGAGAUGAGUGACCCCUUUGUGCUGUCGAACGAGGACGAUGAGGACCAGCACAAGGAUGGCAAGACAUACAGUUCCGUGAGCAGCGGAACUAAUGAAGCCUGGUUUCCAGCGUCUCUCUCCUGUGUGGAUUCUCUGAUGUCUAAUCAAGGGUGCCGGAUGUGUUCGCUGACCUUCUACUCCAAGUCAGAGAUGCAGAUCCACUCCAAGUCCCAUACGGAGACAAAGCCACACAAGUGUCCUCACUGCUCCAAGAGCUUCGCCAACAGCUCCUACCUGGCCCAGCACAUUCGCAUCCACUCAGGGGCCAAGCCCUACACGUGCAGCUACUGCCAGAAGGCCUUCCGCCAGCUCUCCCACCUGCAGCAGCACACACGGAUCCACUCCAAGCUCCACACGGCGAUUGUCAAGCCGCACAAGUGUCCUCACUGCUCCAAGAGCUUCGCCAACACAUCCUACCUGGCCCAGCACCUCCGCAUCCACUCGGGGGCCAAGCCCUACACCUGCCGCUACUGCCAGAAGGCCUUCCGCCAGCUCUCCCACCUGCAGCAGCACACACGUAUCCACACUGGGGACCGACCCUACAAAUGCGCUCACCCUGGUUGUGAAAAGGCUUUCACGCAGCUUUCCAACCUGCAGUCCCACAGACGGCAGCACAACAAAGACAAACCUUUCAAGUGCCACAACUGCCACCGUGCAUACACAGAUGCUGCCUCGCUGGAGGUACACCUGGCUACACACACGGUGAAACAUGCCAAGGUCUAUACCUGCUCCAUCUGCAGCCGGGCCUACACCUCGGAGACGUACCUGAUGAAGCACAUGCGGAAACACAACAUCCCUGAUCCACAGCAGCAGGUGGUUCAGGCCCAAGCCCAGGCCUCUCAGCAGCAGCAGCACUUCCAGCCACAGGGAGGUGGGGCAGCAGGGGGCCCUUCUGGAGACACUAACCAACCCAAUCCUCCCCCUCAGUGCUCCUUUGACCUGACUCCUUACAAGACUUCAGAGCAUCACAAGGACAUCUGCCUCACUGUCAGCACCAGCGCCAUCCAAGUGGAGCACCUCUCCAGCUCCUAGAGAGACCUCAAACCAGGGAGCAGAAAGCCUCUUGUGCAUAGCCUGCGCCCAGGGGCACCGCUUGUGUGGUGGCCCUCCUCGUGCAACAGUCUCCGGCCUCUCCUCCUGCAACAGCCUCUUCUGGCCGUGUAACCCUGUUCAUGGCAGCCCCUUGAAUAACAGCCUUUAUCAAGGGGGUGCUCUUUCUGUGCAACAGCCUGCCUGGUAGGAGGAUGCUUCCUUGUGCAAGAGCCCCUUUCCUGUGCUGGGAUCACUUCCUCAUGCAAAAGCCCCUCCUUUAAAACCCAAAGAAAGGCCUCUGUUUUGCCUUCUCUCACUGUAGGAUGCGUAUGAAGGGGUGGGGAGGUGUUGAGACAUGCAUGGUGAAUGGAAUGGAGUCCUAGUAUGUACAGGGGCUUGGACACGCUUUCAGUGAGCCACAGAAGAAUGUGGCAGGGUUCACAGCUGGAUGGUUUUUUUUGUUGCUUUUUUUGAGGAUUUCCUUGAGUGUCUAAGAGGGAAAUAUCCAUUCCUGUUCCUCCUGCUUGUGAAAGGGAGUAGGGGUCGAUCACCUGCCCCCAGGACUGGAUGGGAGAAACCUCCCCAGUGGAAAGUGAGACCAGUGUGGGGGAGAGGUGAGGCAUGUUCUCUGGGCUGGACAGGUGCCUACACUGCCUGGGGGCUAUGGAGUAUUGCACUCUUUCUUCUCCCCUAGUGGUGGAGAGCAAUAGAGAGGAGUCUAUUGGAACUGGCUGCUGCCUCUCCCCGCUAUCUGAGCAGCGUAAUGGCCAAGGCCCCAUAGGAACGUGGGUUCCUGCUCGUUGCUCUUCCUGCCCGUUGUGGAUGAUGUCCUAGCAGCUUGUACUUCUCCUCUCCCUCCUGCUUCCCCCCCAACCUCCUCAGAAAAGCCUGCAGGCAUCAACAACAAACCAAAAAGCAAUGGAGGGGAGGGUGAGAGACUGCCAAAAUAAUCAUCGCCCUUCUCUCUACUCCCUUUCCCGCAAGGUGGAACAACAGCAGUUCUGACUCACGCCCCUGUCCUGCCCCGUUUCCUAAAGGGAAGGAGGAGGAGGAGUAGACCAGUCUUUCAAGGAGCCGGCGGGUGGUAGGGAAAGGCUAGCUUCUCUGCUCAGCUCUCACCAGAGUGCUCUCUCAGGCUCCUCUUGCCAAGACGGGCUGGACUCACAUGGCAGUGGUGGCCUCUUCUGGACCCUGAUCAUGGGAGAGAAUCCCCAAAAGGACAGUGGAGAGAAAGGGAUGAAGAUCCCCACAGAGAGACCAAUCUAAAGAGAACGGGGAGCCAACAAGAAUAAACUGAAGGCCCCGUGAAUUUAUAUAUAUAUACAUAUAUAUAUAUAUAAAUAUCUAUUCCCCACCCCCAGCCCGCUCUGUCCUUGCUGUAACUGUUUCUAUCUCUGUGUUUAUAAAACGCAUUAUCCUGGCAAAUUUUUAUUUUCAAUCUUCGUUUGUUUUUCCCUCUCUCUUUGUCUUCGCUUCUCCUUCCCUUUUGGUUUGUUUGAUUUAUUUUAUUUUAUUUUAUUAUUUUUUGGUCCACAUGACUCCUGGUCUUGUGUAUCGCUUCUUAGUUUCUUUGGAUCGUGGAGGCUGACUCAAAUGAGAAGGCAAGGGAAAAAAAAAAGCAUGUGUUGGGAUUUAAAAUACCCACUCAAAGCCUAUAGUUUCAGAUUUCUGUACCAACAACCAGAAGGAGCUUUUUUUUUUUUUUUUUUUUUUUUUUAAAUCACCUUGUGUAGAAAUAAACUGGUGUAAAAGGCUCCUCAGAGGUGCUGCUGCAAGCACCCUGCCCCUGUGCCGUGUGUUUCUUCCCCACGCACCAGACUGCAGCGCGAGCAUCUUGCUGCUGCAAGCAUCGAGCACCGUGAGUAAUGCAUCCCUGUCUUCAGGCAGCCUUGUGGUUUGCGCUGUGAAAGUUGGAGCUCUGCACCUGUGUAGCCUGUGGCAGAGAGUUGCUUCUCUGUGCUUAGUCAGCAGGCUUGGCUGCAAGUGGAUGAAGAGUUUUUUUGUAGGUUCACAGGUCAGGCUAGAAGAGGCUACCUGACUCCUAAAUUUUACUGGUGACGUUUCAACCUAUUUAUCCUGCACUGAGCCUCGAUAGCUAAGGUGUAUUUUAAGUGCAUAUUCACAGAAUGUAUUGGCUUGAUUUUGAGGCACGGGGAUACAGCAAAUCCCUUCCAUUAGUAACCUGUUGCAAGGGCUUUGUGUUCUUGCUCUUUGAAUAUCGUAAGUUUGGUUUCUCUUGGAUUUCGUUGCCUUUGGCUUCCAGUUCAGAUCCAUCUCACAGAUUUAGAGAACCUUAGAGCUUCCUCCUCUGACCUGGUAUUUAAACACUAACAUCUCUCAAUCUACUUUUUACAAGCUAAGUAGAGGGAACUCCUUCAGUCUUCCACUAUAAGGGAUUUCCUCUUGCCUGUGAAUUAUUCUUGUCAAUUGUUUUCUAUAUCUUUUAAAAGCAUUCAUUUCUGAAUUAAGUGUUCAAUCUCCAGUGCCAUGGACAAGGUUGCCCUUCCCUUUGCCUUAAGUCUGCAGAGGAUUGCAUUUUCUCUUUUCUCCAGCAUUAUACAGGAGCUCACGUUAGCUGCUUAUCUGGUGCAGUUCCUGGAUCAUCAGAAAUCUCAGCUUCCCGUGGUAGUCUUUUCUCCUUUCUAUAGAGAUAGUUCAAGUUCUUAUUUCCUGCUUGUUUGAUGUCAGACUGUCUCUCAGUCCAUUUUGUUUGACCUGGCUUGCAGUGGUCCAUGUCACAAGCCACUUUGCCAGUUUUGUUACCCACAAACUGUAUCAGUUGUUGCUUUUUUUUUUUUUUUUUUUACUUUCAGAUCCAUCUGACCUACACUAACUUGAAAAGCAUCAUUCAGUGCAACUUUUUAUUAGCUGCUUUUCGAGACUUGCAGGCUAGAAGGCAUUUCUUAAUCCUCUUAGUAUGUGAUUAUGUACAGUAAAUCUUCUUGACUUAUGGUGCUAGGUCAAUGCCUUAUGAAAAGUUAAGUAUGUUGCACCUAUGCAGUCCCCUUUGUUAAACCAAACAUAUAAUGAUGUCAUCAAAGAAUGAAACCAGGAUUUCGUUUACUUUUGCUUUUUUUCUCCUUUGGACUGUAGGUUUCAUUCUUCACUCGUUCUUUCAUUCUUCAUCUCAACAGCUUUUCCAUUAUUUUGCCUCAGACUGAUUAUGACACCGAGUCCUUUCGUUUGCACUUUGGGAAUGCUGUCAUGUGUCUUACAGUAUUUCUCUAAUACCCCACAUUUCAUUAAAAUUGGACUUGUUGGGCUUGA